Acomys russatus (golden spiny mouse) is the source of this 1401-nucleotide messenger RNA. It is a transcript of the gene Slc2a8, whose product is annotated as solute carrier family 2 member 8. Gene Ontology annotation, molecular function: transmembrane transporter activity. Gene Ontology annotation, biological process: transmembrane transport. Gene Ontology annotation, cellular component: membrane. NCBI's taxonomy places the organism in Eukaryota, Metazoa, Chordata, Mammalia, Rodentia, Muridae. The record is from RefSeq and is a predicted model, not a curated record.
GGCCGUGCUCUCCCGAGCCGUGACAGUUCGCGGGUGGUGGGUACCCUCUGCUGCUGUGGACAUGUCGGAGGAGGAGGACCCCCAGGAGACGCAGCCGCUCUUGCGGCCACCGGACAUUAGGCCAUCGUGACCCUGGGCGCAGCGGCAGGGGGCGUACUGGGCGGCUGGCUCGUGGACCGUGUGGGACGCAAACUGAGCCUCCUGCUCUGCACCCUGCCCUUCGUGACCGGCUUUGCCAUCAUCACUGCCGCCCGGGAAGUGUGGAUGCUGCUUGGAGGGCCGCCUCCUCACCGGCCUAGCCUGCGGAGUCGCCUCACUAGUGGCACCUGUCUAUAUCUCGGAAAUCGCCUACCCAGCUGUGCGAGGACUGCUCGGCUCCUGUGUGCAGCUCAUGGUUGUCACUGGCAUCCUCUUGGCCUACGUGGCAGGCUGGGUCCUAGAGUGGCGCUGGCUGGCUGUGCUGGGCUGUGUGCCCCCGACUCUCAUGCUGCUGCUCAUGUGCUGCAUGCCCGAGACCCCACACUUCCUCCUGACUCAACACCAGCACCAGGAGGCCAUGGCUGCCCUGAGGUUCCUGUGGGGCUCUGAGGAGGGCUGGGAAGAGCCCCCUGUAAGGGCUGAGCACCAGGGCUUCCAGCUGGCUAUGGUGAGGCGCCCAGGCGUCUACAAGCCUCUUGUCAUCGGCAUUUCCCUCAUGGCCUUCCAGCAACUGUCAGGGGUCAAUGCUAUCAUGUUCUAUGCCGAGACCAUCUUUGAGGAGGCCAAGUUCAAGGACAGCAGCCUGGCCUCGGUCACUGUGGGCAUCAUCCAGGUCCUGUUCACUGCUGUGGCAGCCCUCAUCAUGGACAAAGCAGGGCGGAGGCUGCUUCUGGCCUUGUCAGGUGUGGUCAUGGUUUUUAGCAUGAGUGCCUUUGGUACCUACUUCAAGCUGAUGCAGAGUGGCCCCAGCAACUCCUCCCACAUAGGCCUUCUGGUGCCCAUCUCAGCGGAGCCUGCUGAUGUCCACGUGGGGCUGGCCUGGCUGGCUGUAGGCAGCAUGUGCCUCUUCAUUGCUGGCUUUGCAGUGGGCUGGGGACCCAUCCCCUGGCUCCUCAUGUCGGAGAUCUUUCCUCUGCAUGUCAAGGGUGUGGCUACCGGCGUCUGUGUCCUCACAAACUGGUUCAUGGCCUUUCUGGUGACAAAAGAGUUCAGCAGUGUCAUGGAGAUCCUCAGGCCCUACGGUGCCUUCUGGCUCACCGCUGCCUUCUGUAUCCUCAGUGUCCUUUUCACAUUGACCUUUGUCCCUGAGACUAAAGGCAGGACCCUGGAACAAAUCACAGCCCAUUUUGAGGGACGAUGACAGCCCCUCUCUGUGACUGGCAGCCCUGAGCUGAGCUGGCUUUGGGUUUCAGGAAGAGUGGA